This is a messenger RNA of Entamoeba histolytica HM-1:IMSS, 1824 nucleotides long. Its product is annotated as Vacuolar sorting protein 9 (VPS9) domain, putative. The record is from RefSeq and is a predicted model, not a curated record. The coding region runs from base 1 to 1824 and encodes 607 amino acids. Gene Ontology annotation, molecular function: guanyl-nucleotide exchange factor activity; small GTPase binding. The transcript has a single exon. Lineage: Eukaryota; Evosea; Mastigamoebida; Endamoebidae. Gene Ontology annotation, cellular component: endocytic vesicle; cytosol. Gene Ontology annotation, biological process: vesicle-mediated transport.
AUGAAAUAUGUUUCUGAUGGAAGAAAAAAUAGUUGGGUUAAUAUAGAUGAAAGUGAAGAUAAAGAAAAGAUUAAAAAUUAUUUUCCUCAAUUAAUUCAGACGUUCUGUAAAAUGCAUCAUUUUGACUAUAAAAAACCACAAGAAAUUAGAAAUAAAUUAGUUGGUCAAAUAACUAAUAACCCAUUUUUUAAUGAAUUAUUAUCUACUCCACUAGGAGCUCAAUCUGUAUUUUAUGCAAUUAAAAAGAAACUCACUCUUGUUGUUCCUUUAAAUCCACCUCCUUUAUCUGUUGAGUUUCUAGCUUCACAUAUGAUUUAUAGACAAGGUGGUAAAAAAGACUUUGUUUCUAUUAAUGGAAUAUAUGGAAAGAUAGAAUCUGAAGGACUAUCUCCAUACAGUGAUCAAUUAAUACCAUUUCCUAUGGUUAUUCAUCCUGAACUUAUUAGUGAUAGAUUUUUAUUUGAUAAAAUGAAACCAAAAAUAACUCAUAUAUCUGAUGGUGGGGCAUCAAUAAUUGAAGGAUGUUCAUGUGAGACUUCAAUAGGAUUUUUUCCUGUAUUAUUUAUAUCACAAACAAUGAGAUUUGAAGGAUGUGAAUGGGGAUAUUUAUCAGAAAAUGUGACUAAAGAAUGGAAAUUACCUAUGUACUGUCCUGUUUGUAUUCAAGAAAUUGAUGUUAAUCAAAUGAAUAUAGAAAAUAUCCAUGAAGUAACUAGAAAGUAUAAGUCAAAUAAGUCACUUCCUAAACAAAUUUUUAAUGACGUAAAAUCAAGAAAAGAAGCUGAGGCAAAAGAAAAAAGUCGUCUACAAAGAAUAUUUAAAGAAGACAAUGUUAUGUGGUUAUAUUCUAAUGUUAAAGAAGAAGAAAAUGAAAUAACUCAAUUAAUUGCAGAUUCAAUGAAAGAUGAAACAGUGACAAUGUAUAUAAAUGCUACAAAAACACAAUUUCCAGACCUUGUUAAAGGGAAAUCAAUGGAAGAACGUGCAAGAUUAUUACAACGAGUUGUUGAUGGAGUAAAAAAGAAAUUACCUCAACCUAUUCAAGAACGAUUUAAUAAUAAUCUAACUGAAUCAGAACUUGGAAGAAAAAUUUUAGAGAAUAUCUUUAGUUCAAUGUUAUUUGAGUAUAUUUGGCCACCUUGUUAUGAUAAGUUUCAGACAAGUAAAGAAGUUGUUAAUGAUAUGAAACUUGAACAAAUAAUUAAAAUUCAUCAAUUUAUUCAUGCAAGUCAUUUAGAUGUUAACUUUCUUGAUGAACCUUCUGGUCAAAAAGGAAUUAGACAAAUAAUUGGAAUAUUAAGAAAAAUGAAUAAUUUUAAAACUCCAUCACAAAAACUUAUGCAAUUAGCUAAUGCAUUUAAAGUACUUCAAUCAUUAACUUUUUCAUUAUUACCACCUGGUGAUUCAGUAACUGCUGAUAUAUUAUUACCUUCAUUUAUUUACAUAGUAAUUAGAGCAAAUACAACCCAUCUUGCAUCAACAUUAUCUUAUCUUUCUGCUUUUUCACAACGAGGAGAUGUUAAUGGAGAAUAUUCAUAUUAUAUUACUAAUCUAUAUGGAGCUAUAUCAUUUUUAUUAGAGAUAAAUGGAAAUAAGCUAACGAUAGAACAAAAAAUAUAUGAUGAUGCUGUAACAAAAAUGAAAAAAGAAAUUUCACAACAAAGAAACUUAUUUGAUAUUAAAAGAGAAAAUGGAAUUGCUUUAUUUGAAAGAUUUAAAACUGCAGAAACAUUCAAUGAAUAUGAUAAAAUAGAACUUUUAAAAAAAUAUCAAAUGAUUAUAAAAGAGAAUGCAUUAAUGAAAGAAGAAAUUUCUAAAUUAUAA